Molecule: messenger RNA, 1686 nt
Organism: Owenia fusiformis
Lineage: Eukaryota; Metazoa; Annelida; Polychaeta; Sabellida; Oweniidae
Source: the annotation of a GenBank genome assembly
AAUAAGUGAUUCAAUGGGGGAUUUCCUGAUUCCAAACUUAUGAAAGGGGUGUAUUCACAAAAAAGACACUGACUACAAUAAGGAAUAGGGAAUAACUUUGCUUAAUAAAUUGCAAUAUCAUAUAACAUUACAUCUAUACAAGGAGAGCUUGAGAAGAGCAUUCUGAUUGGUUAAGACUCCAGUAAAAAGAAAUAUAAAUAUGCAGCUAUCAUUUUGAAUCGGAUAUAAAGGAAUUCGACCAACAAAUUUACUAUUACACUGUUAGGAUAGGCUAGCAGAAUAGAAAUAACACACACGUUUUCCGGUGACAGUAUUUUAAAACAAGAUGUUUUUAGUGUCAAAAACUUUUAUCACGGACUUAAUCUUGAUAGGAUUUGUAUUGGUUUGCAUUGUGCAUGAACACGAGGCCGCUUUAUUCGAACGCCAGUCUCAGAACAAAAACUCAACAAGAACUAGCGAUGAAAAAUUGGAACCAGGUCCAUUGUUAUUCCGACCAUCAGCAAGAACAUCGCAUUUCUCAGGAUGCGAACGUUUCUUUGUCGAAAACGUCGAACCAUCUCUGACUGGUACCGCCAGUAAUAAACGCUCGAUUUGUCACAUUUCACAGAAGGGACAGUUGUUGUUCGGUUUUGCCGCUCAACAUGAUGUGAUAAGAAAGAUACCAGACUGGAGUGCAUUUAGAAUAACACAAAUUGAUACAAAUGCAAGAAGGAGUACUUAUUUUAAACAAGAUGAGAGCCUGAAGCCUAAAGACAGCCAAGCGAGCAAUGCCGACUAUACAGGGUCUGUUUUUAAUAAGGGUCACCUCAUCGCAUUUAGUUUCCAGCCUCCCGCCAAAGAAGCAAGCGUUACCAAUUUGUAUACAAACGCCGCUCCUCAGUAUCCGUCCUUUAAUCAACAUAUAUGGUACCCGAAAGGAGAGCAGCGCCUCAAGAAGUAUGCUAAGGACGAAUGUUUGGCAAAAGAUGGCGCCAUGUAUGUUGUUGUAGGUACGCAAGGUGAAAUUGGUCGCAUAGGCAAUCGACAAGUAACUAUACCAAAAUAUUUCUGGACCGCCGCUUGUUGUAUAAUGAAGGAUAAAGUUGCAUCGUUCGCAUAUUACGGAGAAAACAAAGAGAAGGACAGUAGCGUACAAGACGUGAGUGUUUCUCAAUUACAGACUUUCCUGAAAGGAAUAAAUUACGAAAUAAACAUUUUCCCAGCGAACUCGAAGUGUGCUAACAGCAACAAUAUUGUGGAAAUAUAAUAAUAGACAGUCUUAUACUGUCCACAUCUUACAGAAUAUUUAUAGGAUGUCCUAUGAUUUUGAGGAAUAUCAUUUUUAUUUACGAGGUGAUAUUGAUAUCUGCACGCGAGAGCGGAGCGAACGAUUGCACAUAUCAAUAUCACCGAGUAGAUUAAAAUGAUAUUCUUAGUAGUGUAAAUGUUUAAUAUCAUUGAAAAAUAAAUUUCAUGUCAAAUAGUUCAAUUUUGCGGGAAAUCAAAAAGCGGAGUAUAUCGUCACGAUAUCCUCCGCAUAUUGGUUUUCCGGAGUAUAUUGUGGCGAUAUCCUCCGGUUAUUUAUUUUGCCAAUAGAUAUUAAAUUUAUUUUUUCGAUGUUAUUAUACAUUUAGUACACUAAGUGGAGGAUAGUGUUCUGUAUUUGACAAUUUAUAUCUUAUAAUAACAUAUUUGUACCGACUCGAC